Messenger RNA from Pimephales promelas (fathead minnow), 2845 nucleotides. The record is from RefSeq and is a predicted model, not a curated record. NCBI's taxonomy places the organism in Eukaryota, Metazoa, Chordata, Actinopteri, Cypriniformes, Leuciscidae.
CCACAACCUGAAAGGAAAUGUUUAUUUUCAGACUACAGGCUCGUGCAGCAGGAGUGUGUUUGCGUUUGUAGAUUGUUUUGUUUAGACGUGUUGUGGUGAAGUGUUUCUUUAGAAGUAUUUCAUGAAUUCAUCUGUCGGAUUUACAGCGCAAGUUUUUGGAUGUUUACUUCAGUUUGAUCUAAUCACCGUUAACCCGGAGCGAUCGACACUGAAAACAGAAACGCGACUCCUGAACGUGUCUGAUCUCUGAUGGAGUUGUUUACUUCAAUAAAAAAGUUUUUGCAGAUGUGUAAAGGGACCGGAUCUGGAAUGUAAACCCGAGACCGGUGAACACAUGAUUCCUAUUUUGAUCGGUGUAUUCUUGUGUGAAGAGCGCGUCCCCGCGUCAAUGAUGAUGCUUUACCCGGAGAGACUGAAGUAAAGAAGUGUGUUUCCCGGUCAUGUGUUCAGUGAGAGCUCUCCAGGACUGGUGUCGAGAUGUUUGUGAAGUUUAUUCAGAUGUUCAGAUCACAGAUAUGAGCUCUUCAUUCACAGAUGGACUGGCUUUCUGUGCGAUCAUCCAUAAGCACAGACCCGAUAUACUAAAUUUCCACUCUCUGUCCAAACACAACGUCUACGAGAACCUGCGUCUGGCGUUUGUGGUUGCGGAGCGAGAGCUGGGAAUUCCUGCUCUGCUGGAUCCGGAUGAGCUGAUGUGUGUGGAAGAGCCGGAUCUUCUGUCCAUCAUCACUUACGUCUCACAGCUCUACUGUGUCUUCAAUGGAAAACCUCUCGAUAGUCAGACGAUUCCUGUGAAGGCUGAACCUUGCAGAACCAUAAGACAAGAACAGACUCACACUCAGUUCUCAUCAGAUGGGAUUAGAUCUUCAGAUAAAAGUGUCUGUAGUGUCUGUCACACACGUGUUCAUCUCAUUCAGAGGGUUUUUGUGAAGGGACACUUGUAUCACCGCUCCUGCUUCAGAUGCAGUCGCUGCCGUCGGUCUCUGCUACCGAUGUCUUUCACAGAAGACAGUGAGACAGGUUUACUGCAGUGCAGUUAUCAGUGCAAACCUGUUCCUGAACACGACCGGCCCACAGAGAGAGACAGAGACAGAAGUGAGACAAACAGAGAAAGAAGUGAGACGGACAGAGACAGAAGUGAGACGAACAGAGAGCGAAGUGAGACGAACAGAGACCGAAGUGAGACAGACAGAGACAGAAGUGAGAUGAACAGAGACCGAAGUGAGACAGACAGAGACAGAAGUGAGACGAACAGAGACCGAAGUGCGACAGACAGAGACAGAAGUGAGAUGAACAGAGACCGAAGUGAGACGAACAGAGACCGAAGUGAGACGAACAGAGACCGAAGUGAGAUGAACAGAGACCAAAGUGAGACGAACAGAGACAGAAGUGAGAUGAACAGAGACCGAAGUGAGACGAACAGAGACCGAAGUGAGACAGACAGAGACAGACGUGAGACGAACAGAGACCGAAGUGAGACAGAAGGAGACAGACGUGAGACGAACAGAGACCGAAGUGAGACGAACAGAGACAGAAGUGAGACAGACAGAGACAGAAGUGAGAUGAACAGAGACCGAAGUGAGACGAACAGAGACCGAAGUGAGACAGACAGAGACAGACGUGAGACGAACAGAGACCGAAGUGAGACAGAAGGAGACAGUGAGAUGGAUGGAGACGUGAUCAGUGAACAUCUCUCCACAUCAUCGGAGAUUGACAAACAAGAACCUCCCAAACCUGCUCCCAGAAAGAGGGUGGAGCCUCAGGAACCUGCUUGCCCCGCCUCCAAAUCACAGGACCGUCAACCUGACAAAGUCUCGUAUCAGCGAGUCGUCCGUAAGGAUCAUCCCUGGAGGAAGAUUGUUGAACCGGGUCCCUGGUAUCGUCUUCCUCCGACUCAGUCCGCUCACUCCCGCCACUGCCCCGCGACCUUUAACCCCUUCCUGGAGGACGAUGAGGACAAGUCAAAGGAUGAAGAGCAAAACCCUUUAGGUUUCAAAACUUCCGUUGCACACAAACCACAAGCCUCAUCUUCGGUUCCCAGCAUGCAUCAGGAUGCAGCUCCUGCCCACGGUUUCCCACUCAUCAAGAGGAAGGUGAGCACAGACACACUCGUGUCAGAGAAGGAGGUGUGUAAGGAGCAGAAGGAGCUGCAGGAGCAUCUGCUGAAGCUGGAGAAGAGAGGAGUGCAGAUGGAGAGAGAGAUGAGGAGACGAACGGAUGAGAAUCUUCUAGUCGACUGGUUCAUUCUGAUUCAUAAGAAGAACAUGUUAGUGCGCAGAGAUGCAGAGCUGGUGUAUAUGUUGAGACAGCAUCGUCUGGAGCAGCAACAGACUGAUGUAGAGUUUGAGCUCAGGUGUCUCUUCAACAAACCAGAACAAGACUGGAGCUCUGAUGACCGACAGCAGGAACAUCAGCUCAUGUCACACCUCCUGUCAAUCAUCCAGCAGAGGAAUGACAUCAUCAGCAGCCUGGAUCUAGACAGACAGAGGGAAGAGGAGGAGGACAUGAUGCUGUCUGCUGUGAUCCAGAGGACAGACCUCCUGGCACAGAAGGACCAACAGCUGGACAAAUUCAACAGGACGUUUAAAGGCCUUCAGAUGUUCAAGACGUCCAGCUGUAAAACUAAAAACAGCAGCAGAAAGAAAAGCAGCUGAAGGAGAGAAAGAGACUAGAGAUCAGGGGUCUCAAACUCAGAUCCUGGAGAUCACUGUCCUCAAACCUGAAUCAAGCACACCUGAAACAGGAUUACAAGAAAGUUUCAGGUAGUUAAAGCUUAACUCUGCAGGAUGUUGGUCCUCCAGAAGCUGAGUUUCACACGUAUGCUGUAGAUGCUAAUUCAAUAAUG